Drosophila ananassae is the source of this 1560-nucleotide messenger RNA. RefSeq lists its product as uncharacterized. Lineage: Eukaryota; Metazoa; Arthropoda; Insecta; Diptera; Drosophilidae. The coding region runs from base 1 to 1560 and encodes 519 amino acids. The record is from RefSeq and is a predicted model, not a curated record. The transcript has a single exon.
AUGUCUGACUCAGAGACAACAGCUCGAGCCGAGAGCUCCGACACCACUUUGGUUUCCUCAAAAGAAAAUAUCAAUGCUAGCGAAAUUCCCGAAACCGAAAACAUCGGCGAUGGUGCCUCUAAACCGGGGGCCUCUGAAGCGAAAAGCAGCAGCAGCGACAACGUAUCGGAGUACUCUUUAGAAUCAAACCAAACCAUUACGGGGGAUGCUGGAACUCAGGAGGAUGAUCCGUCCUCCUGCCCGCCUUCGUCAUCUAGUUCCGAUGCCUACACGGCUUGCAACACGGCGGCUUUCCAUUGGAGGACCUUUACGGACAACGACUACGCCGACUGGAACACCAUAAAACAGCUGAACAAAAGAGUGCCUUUCAUCUCAUUUUUCUCUAUCUUGAAAGUGAAACAGUGUCCGACGACUGUGGGCGACCAGCAGUCGAAGCCAACACUGCAGAAACUGGUUGAGGAGCGGGUAGCUUGUAACUUAUGUGCCACAACCCGCAUUUGGGUAGGAGACUUCGAUCACUUCGACUGCAUUCCCAGUCUGCUCAAGUGCUACUCUGUGUGGUUCGCCACUCGCGACUGGCGGCUCCAGGAGUUUGAGUUCGAGCCCAAUGAUGUGCCAGCCGUUGGUUUCGAAAUGCUUUACAAGUGGAUGCGCACCACGGAGAUCCCUGAAUUGGAGAAUAUUGUGCCGACGCUCCAGGCCGCAAAGCACCUGAAGGUUAGUCUGCUGGAAACCGAGCUCUGGAAACGAGUGUCCCACGACUCGGUGCGGGAGAAACUCGCCUUCCGCUGUUACGUCCAGGCCCAGAAGCUACCAGAGCUGGCAGAGCUACGUGAAAUUAUGCUUUCGCGGAUACGGAAUUACUUUUUGCCAAUGGUGGGAAGUCAGCACUUCCUCGACCUGGAUGUGGACGCGCUGGAGCAGCUGUUGUUGCGUGACACUCUGGGCGUCAACUCGGAGAUGGAGAUUUUCUUUGCAGUGCUGCGCUGGGUGGGUCAUUGCCCGGAGUUGGUCCAUAAGCGCCUGCCCCAUAUGCAGCGCCUGAUGGACUGCGUCCGCUUCCAUUAUGUGCCAAUGACGUUCCUGUUUAGCUUGCGCGAGUCCUGCACGCGCACUGACAAACGUGAAAUCUUCCGCCCAGACCCGGUGCUCCUGGCUCUCAACACGGAUCCCCGCACCAUGUCGCGCAUGGAGGACGCCAUGGCAUUCAUAGGUACCCGAUGCCAGUACAAUACCGAUGAGUUCGUGCUAAUGUGCAGCCGCAAAGCCCUCGAGCUGGUGUACCCACGACUGUGGCAGUACCACCCCAAGUGCUCCUAUCAUGCGCCGAAAUUGGUCUUCCCGUACAAGCACAAGUUCACGGCCACAGACUUUAGCGAAUAUAUUGCAUCACUGCAGGAGGCUUGGUCUGGUGACGGACCCGAAGAUUGGGGCAAGUCGCAGAUGGAGGACUUGGAGCCGGAUAUCUUGAUUUCGAUACGCGAUGGGAAAAAAACAGCGAAAUCGGAUGAAGUUCGCAGCGCAACUCCAACUCCUAGCUCGGCUAGAAGACGAAAAUGA